Zingiber officinale is the source of this 1965-nucleotide messenger RNA. Its product is annotated as probable beta-1,3-galactosyltransferase 2. The record is from RefSeq and is a predicted model, not a curated record. The transcript has 11 exons. Gene Ontology annotation, molecular function: hexosyltransferase activity. The coding region runs from base 204 to 1637 and encodes 477 amino acids. Gene Ontology annotation, cellular component: Golgi membrane. Lineage: Eukaryota; Viridiplantae; Streptophyta; Magnoliopsida; Zingiberales; Zingiberaceae.
CGCAGCAACACAUGUUCUGUUCUUGCACUGUGCAUGAAGCAAGAAAGAGAAAGAAAUCAAAUUUGUGGAACGGAGUCUCAUUAAGGUUAUCUUUCCUUAAGUAGCCUUUCUGAGAUGCCCUGCUUCAGUUGGUAGGUGCUUUAUCCUUCCUCCACUUCCCACCGCAUAGAAUAAACGGAGUUCAGGGAAGAGUCCAAAACCGAAUGCUAGCUGCCAAAGGAGCAAUUUUUACUUACCUUGUGAUCCUCUUGGUUUCUCCGAGCUCUCGGUUGCUAAAAAUUCCUCCAUCGACUGGUAAAGAUGCGAUAUUUAUUGAAGAACUGGGAUGGAGAGUGGUGAUUCGAGGGAUUUCGUGGUGCCGCAAUAAGAGGAGAAACGAAGAAGAGGAGACUGCAGAUAUGAGCUUCAGGAGAGGAAGCGGUGGCGGUGGUGGAGGCGGAGGAGAGCUAUCGACGAGGGGAAUGGUGUCGAAAAAAUGGACAUUUUUGCUUUGCAUUGGAAGCUUUUGUGUUGGCUUACUCUUCAUCAACAGUUGGACAAUGCCUGAAGCCAAGGACAUGAUUAGGGCAACAGGAACAGAAAAUAGUAAGAUGAAUCUAGUUUCCAACGAUUGCAAUCUAAGAACGCUUAACAAAAAAGGAGAAUCUAAAGAAAUCCUUGGCAAAAUUUCAAACACUCCUGAAGAUUUGCAGACACUAGAUAAGACAAUAUCUAACUUAGAAGUGGAGCUAGCAGCUGCCAGAGCUGCACAGGAGUCAAUUCUCGCUAGUGCUCCACCGACAGAGACUCUAAACCCUACUGAAACUACUGGUCCGAGGAAGUAUCUAAUGGUUGUUGGAAUUAAUACGGCAUUUAGCAGUCGUAGACGAAGAGAUUCUGUCCGUGCUACUUGGAUGCCUCAAGGCGAAAAGAGAAAGAAGAUGGAAGAAGAGAAAGGCAUUAUUAUCCGCUUUGUCAUUGGCCAUAGUGCUACACCUGGUGGAAUUUUGGAUAAGGCAAUCGAAGCUGAACAUAACAAGCAUGGUGACUUCAUGAGGCUGGAUCAUGUAGAAGGCUACCUAGAGUUAUCAGCAAAAACCAAAAUAUAUUUUGCUACGGCUGUCUCUAUGUGGGAUGCUGAUUUCUACGUCAAAGUAGAUGAUGAUGUUCAUGUAAAUAUUGCGACUCUUGGAAUGACUCUGGCUAAACAAAGAAAAACAAAGCCUCGGGCGUACUUAGGAUGCAUGAAAUCUGGUCCAGUCCUAGCUCAGAAGGGAGUCAGAUACCAUGAACCUGAGUAUUGGAAGUUUGGAGAGGAGGGAAAUAAAUAUUUUCGACAUGCUACUGGUCAGCUAUAUGCCAUUUCUAAGGAUUUGGCCAGUUAUAUAUCCUUGAACCAGCAUUUGCUUCACAAGUAUGCAAAUGAGGAUGUAUCGCUGGGAUCAUGGUUUAUUGGGUUAGACGUCGAGCAUAUUGAUGAUCGCAGAUUGUGUUGCAGCACGCCACCCGAUUGCGAGUGGAAAGCCCAAGCAGGGAACGUCUGUGUUGCCUCAUUUGAUUGGAGUUGCAGUGGGAUUUGCAACUCAGCAGAAAGGAUUAAGGAGGUUCAUCGGCGCUGCGGGGAAGGCGAGAAAGCUCUCUGGAAUGCAUCCUUUUGAGUUCCAUUAAUAAGCCUCUGCGUGCCAAUUUCCAAUCAAUCUCUGGUGCCAUACUACAUACGUUGUGUCAUGUUAAUAUAUAUCCGUAUUGAAAGAUGACCACGGUGGCUUUAAUUUCUUUCAGCAAGCUAAGGGAACUUUUUCAUUUUGCUAAGAAAAGAUUCCCGUAGCCGUAGGGAUAUGAUGGGUACACACUACACACACAGUAAGUCAGUAAGCGAGAGAAAAUACAGUUCUCCCCCACAUUUUUUUCAUAAAUUGGCCGACUUGUUCUUGUAUAAUUAUAAUAGUUGGAUGCAAUAAAUGCUUUGUUUGCGUUUUUCUGGUA